AUGUCGAUAACUCCGAUCCUCACCUUUAAAGCAGGUAUCUGCGAACUGGAUUCCGCGAAUGUGGCCAAGCCACAGCCCACGCCUGGCUACAUCUACCUCUACUCCGAGGAUGAUUUGGUGCACUUCUGCUGGCGCCCCAGGAGCGCUCCUCACACCCAGCCCGAGGUGGAUCUCGUGAUGGUCCCCUCCGAUGGAAGCUUCAUCCCCUACGAGCCCUCCGGUCAGGCCCCUACGAACGGUCGCAUCUACUCCUUGAAGUUCUCGUCUAGUUCCCAGCGGUAUCUGUUCUGGCUCCAGUCCAAGUCCCAGCACGAGAGCGGAAAUCUGGACUGGUUCAGCCCCCGCGACCUCAGAUUGGGAGAGAUUGUGAACUCGUUGCUACAAGGUGAAGAGCUUGAUAUGGAGCAGGAGAUUGCAAACUUGCCCCGGGGCCCUGGAGGCAGUGGUGAUGACGAUGAGACUAUGGAAGACGUGGAGGGCGUGGACCAUGACACCAGCCAUAAUCACGGAGGUAGUGGCGCUGGAGCAGGCUUUGAUGCGACAGGUGGAGACAUCAGAGAAGAGGGUCAAGGUUCGAGGGAGGGUGGUGCUGAAGGUGGAAGAGCAACGAACGAUUCGUCGGAUCCAUCAUCGGUUGUACAAGGCUUUCUGAAUUCGCUGGGAGGAGGCGAGAGCCAGAGCCAGAGCCAGGCCCAAGACCCUUUCACUACUCUACAGGAUCUUCUUACACCUGCUUCCACAUUGCCGUUCAUUGAGGCCGCGGAUGAUAAGACCAUCGACAAUCUCCUCAGCUACUUGCCUCCGUCGCUAUUACUACUGGCUUCGGACGUCGAGGAUGUGUCAGGCGAGGAUUCGGAAGUCGCUGAAGCUGUUAUGCUUUCCCUUGGAAUUUCACAAAAGAAGAGCAUCCUUCGGAAGGUGCUCCAUUCGCCCCAGUUUAUGCAGAGCCUUGCCAGCCUGACUGUUGCACUGCGGGACGGCGGUCUUCCCAGCAUCAGUGAGGCACUUAAGAUCCCAGUGGAGAAUGGAGGUUUCCUACGUCGCGGAGGAGUGCCACUGGGCGGAGGCGAGGCAGUUAAAGCUUUCCUCGAGGGUGCUAGGGGCCUUGUCAAGGGACAGGACCGUAUGGAGACCGAUUGA
Messenger RNA from Aspergillus ruber CBS 135680, 1140 nucleotides. RefSeq lists its product as uncharacterized. NCBI's taxonomy places the organism in Eukaryota, Fungi, Ascomycota, Eurotiomycetes, Eurotiales, Aspergillaceae. The record is from RefSeq and is a predicted model, not a curated record. The transcript has 3 exons. Gene Ontology annotation, molecular function: ubiquitin binding; endopeptidase activator activity; proteasome binding. Gene Ontology annotation, cellular component: nucleus; proteasome regulatory particle, lid subcomplex; cytoplasm. Bases 1 to 1140 code for a protein of 379 amino acids. Gene Ontology annotation, biological process: ubiquitin-dependent protein catabolic process.